This is a messenger RNA of Cuscuta epithymum, 2083 nucleotides long. NCBI's taxonomy places the organism in Eukaryota, Viridiplantae, Streptophyta, Magnoliopsida, Solanales, Convolvulaceae. The record is from the annotation of a GenBank genome assembly.
UCCUGCCGGCCCUCCAUCUAAGAUAAAAAAGAGAGAAUAACCAUCAAUUGAAUUAAAAAAGAAAAAAAGGGAGGAAGGUCGGGAGAAUGGGAACUCUCGUAAUACAGAAGUCAAGGAGAUAAGAGGGGGCUGACUGUGAAGGCACAUGGGUGAGGAGGGGUAAACUACUCUGUAAAAUUAUAGCUAUCUAGGCAUUCUGGGGCAUGGCUGCUGAAGACAGAAUCAGUGGACUUCCUGGUGAUAUACUUGACCAUAUUUUGGGGUUAUUACCAAUUCGAGAUGCUGCUAGAACUUCUGUUUUGUCUACGGUUUGGAGAGAUGUCUGGUUAAGUCUUUCCCAACUCAUCUUUGACACUAACUUUUUUAUUCACAUCCAUGACCGCUACAUUGCAGAAUCAACCAUGUUUGUAAUCAACAAAAUUCUCAUGAGGCACAACAAACCUAUUCGAAAAUUUGUUUUCCAUUUUGACAAUUUCUUUUGGGCAAAAAGAGAUAAGAAAACUAGUUGGGUUGAAUUGGAUGAAUGGUUACUUUAUCUCACAAGAAAUGGGGUUGAAGAAUUGGACCUAUCUUUUGGGUCAUCUGCAUAUGCAUACGUAUUGCCCAAUUUCAUAUUCUCAUGCUCAACUCUCAAGAAGUUGUGUCUUCAUGGAGUGUUUGUUGAACCAAUAAACGUCUCGUGCAUAUUUCCGAAUGUCACUUCUCUUUGUCUUAAAAGGAUUCAGUUUGAUUCCAAAAAUCUUUUCUAUUCUCCCACGGAUCUUCCCAUGCUAGAGAGUCUUGAGUGUGGAGAUAUUUCUGGUUUCAACAUGACUGCUCCAAAACUUAGAAGUUUAAAAAUUUCCAAUGUGUUCAACAUGACUUCUCAUGGUGUUCUUCCGUUUACCUUGGAUUUGAAACCCAUCUCUUCUCUUCAUCUCGACCAUUGCUCUGCUAAGGAUAUUAUUAAAGAAUUUAGACGAUUGGGUAAACAAGGAACUAUGCUCAAUGUGGGUUGCCUCAAGCUAUGUUUGAGGGUCCUCAGCGAUGAGAUUUCCGCCUUCAUUAAAUUGUUGCAAAUGUGUCCAAACUUAUACAAACUUGAUAUAGAGCUAUCGAACAUAGGUGUGGCAUUUACUACAGAAGCUUCUUUGGAGUGUCGGGAGUUUAUUCUGGCCGAAACAUGCCAAAGGGUUCAUAUUUUGAAUAUUUCUUGUGCGUUUAGAGGGACAAUGCCGGAAAUGAUACUCUUCAAGUGGCUUGUUUCAUGCUUUCCGAUGCUUGAGAAUGUUUUCAUAUAUCAAAGAAAAACAUUCUGUUCCAACACAGAGUUUAAAAACAAGAGAAAGCUUUUGCGCUUUCUUCGGGAUUCUUCAAAAGCGGAUAUUGUUUACUCCGAAAAAGGUUGUUAGAUUUGUAGUCUAGCUUAAGUAUUUUGUAAUAUAGUACAUUACUAUUUUUGAAGUCAUGUGUAUGUAUUACUCAGUAUGCAAACUUUCAACCUCUAAAUCUUGCGGAACGUUGCCCAUUAAGUUUGAUGGAAAAAUUUCACCACUUCUGAAAUUCAUUUAGGGGGAUUUCUCAAUCCGCUAAAGUGCUGAACUAUGAAUACACUUCAACGGAUGGUUAUGAAUCCUUUUGAUUUUGUUCAGAUCUCAAUGGUUAUAAAGCUUUCUGUUUCAGAAGGUUUUCUGGAAUGCUAUCCAACAAUCCUUUUUAAUUUAUCCAACAUUCAUUUUAUUUAUUGGGAGGUUUUCUGGAGAUUCCAUUGCGGAUUUUUGUUCUUGGGACUGCAUUUUUUGGAGUGGUUGCAUCUUUUAAGUGGUUGCAGGGUUGGUUUUAUUUGUCUCAUGAUUUUCAAGUUCCACUAGCGGAUUGCAUUUUGUAGUUUAUUAUCUAGACUAGAUAUCCUUGUAAAACGCAAUUGUUAGCGGUUGCAAUUCUUAACGGUUGUAAUUGUUAGUUUCACUAAUAACGGUUGUCCCAUCCCCCUCUCUAGCCUCAAAACCCGAAGAUCUUCUCGACCUAUGAUCAGACAUAGAAAUUAUUACCCUAAAGAGAAAUUAUCAUUUCACUAACCAGGUGAGAGCUUUGAAGAUAUAGC